AUGAACCUAAAAACCCACGCGUACGCAAACAACCCAUUAAGAUCCAAAACCCCAAAAUCAACCUCCUCCUUCUCACCUUCCUCUGCUUUCAAAUCCCUAAAAACCCUAAUCCCACUAAUCCCCAAUCACCAAACUCCUUCCCCUGAUUUCAAAAUCCUUCCUUUCAGCAAAGGCCGCCCCUUAGUCUUCUCCACCAACCAAGACGACGCCUCCACGACGCCUCUCUGGCAUCUCGGAUGGAUCACCUUAUCCGAAUGCAAGACUCUGUUACCGAAUCUCGACGAGAACUCGCUUGUGUAUUUAGGACACAAAGAGGAGGAAGAUUUGGUCUAUUGGGCUGUUGAUUUGUCUUCUGAACAAGAACACGGCGUCGUUUUGGAGUUGGGGAGUAAGAAGCUCUGUUUCGUCGAGGUUAGGACUUUGAUGGUGGCUGCUGAUUGGGAGGAUCAACGAGCUAUGGAUGAGUUAGCUGUUGCAGGACAUGCGAGAGCGUUACUUGAGUGGCAUAAAGUGUCACGCUUUUGUGGAGCUUGUGGAGGUUUAACUGUUCCGAAGGAAGCUGGGAGGAGAAAGCAAUGCUCUAACGAGGCUUGUGGAAAGCGGGUUUAUCCUCGGGUUGACCCGGUGGUUAUAAUGUUGGUUAUUGAUCGAGAGAAUGAUCGUGCGCUUUUGAGUAGACAAGCUAGGUUUGUGCCGAGAAUGUGGAGUUGUUUAGCUGGAUUUAUUGAGCCAGGGGAAAGCUUAGAAGAGGCUGUGAGGCGAGAGACAUGGGAAGAGACUGGGAUUGAAGUAGGAGAAAUUGUCUAUCACAGCUCUCAGCCUUGGCCUGUGGGACCAAGUAGCAUGCCAUGCCAAUUGAUGUUGGGGUUCUUUGCUUUCGCCAAGACUCUUGAUAUAAACGUAGACAAGGAAGAGUUAGAAGAUGCUCAAUGGCAUAGUAGAGAAGAUGUGAAGAAAGCAGUGUCGUUUGCAGAGUAUAGAAAGGCACAAAGAACAACGGCUUCAAAGAUAGAGCAGAUGUGUAAAGGUGUGGAGAGAAGCCAGAGUCUAUCCACUGAUUUCAAUGUGGAAAGUGGUGAGCUGGCUCCUAUGUUCAUCCCGGGUCCAACUGCCAUAGCUCAUCACCUGAUCUCAACAUGGGUUGAUCAGGGCUCUGGUAAUGCUCACACAAAGCAACAAGCUGGUGUCUCUCUCUCAAGCCUCUAG
Eruca vesicaria subsp. sativa (arugula) is the source of this 1206-nucleotide messenger RNA. NCBI's taxonomy places the organism in Eukaryota, Viridiplantae, Streptophyta, Magnoliopsida, Brassicales, Brassicaceae. The record is from the annotation of a GenBank genome assembly.